ACACCAGGGAGGGGCCCUGGCCCGCUCCCUGCUCAGGAGGUCUGCGUCAGGGGCCUGUGCUGGAGCCACAGCAGGGACUGGGCCCUCAUGGGAGCUGGGGAUGUGAUUGCGCAGCAGCUGGUGGAGCAGCGGGGGCUGCAUGGGCACCAGUGCCCCCGCACCCUGAGAAUGAUGGCCAUUGGCUUCUGCUUUGUGGGCCCUGUUGUGGGCAGCUGGUACAGGAUCCUGGAUUGGCUCAUCCCAGGGAACACAAAGGUUGUGGCUGUGAAGAAGGUGAUCCUAGACCAGGGGGCUUUCGCGCCGUGCUUCCUCGGCUGCUUCCUGGCUGUCACAGGGGCCGUGAACGGGCUGUCAGUGCAGGAUAACUGGUCCAAGAUCCAGCAGGACUACAUGGAUGCCUUGAUGACCAAUUACUGUAUCUGGCCACCCGUCCAAGUUGCAAACUUCUACUUUGUGCCUCUGCAGCACAGGCUGGCUGUUGUCCAAUGUGUUGCCAUCGUCUGGAACUGCUACCUGUCCUGGAAAGCAAAUCGGAUGUGAGGCAGAAGCCAUGUCCCAUCCCUGUCCCCAGCCUGUGCCCUGCCUGACCCCACCGCGGCUCAGAGCCCUUGGAGUGGGCGCGUGUGGCCGUGGCAGGUGGGACACGCGGGGUCCUGGCAGCAGCCAUCCCGCUCUUCUCAGGGGAGCACCAUCCCCUGUGGCCUCAGCCCCCACUGCCCCAGGGAGAAGAUGGUGCCAAGACAGGCCUGGAUCUGCUCUUGCCCUGCUGCGCAGCAGCUGUGCCCACGAUGUGCUUCUCCACCUGUGCUCAGCCAUUUCUGAGCCCUUGCCUGCACACAGGGUGUCCUGCCCCGAGCGUCACUCUGACCUUCCCAUGGCACAUCCUGAGGGAAGAGAGGAGGGGAAGUGGAGAAGAGGAGCAGAAAUGGCCCUGAGCUGGCUGUGCUAUGGGCACAGAACUGGGGUCACUGCAGGCUGGGGAUGCUCCCCCUGAAAACGGGGUUUGCUGUGGCUCUGCUGUGGACAGUCAGAGCAUCAAUAAACGGUGGUCUUCACAUCUGA
This is a messenger RNA of Pseudopodoces humilis (Tibetan ground-tit), 1062 nucleotides long. Lineage: Eukaryota; Metazoa; Chordata; Aves; Passeriformes; Paridae. The record is from RefSeq and is a predicted model, not a curated record.